Molecule: messenger RNA, 2334 nt
Organism: Diachasma alloeum
Lineage: Eukaryota; Metazoa; Arthropoda; Insecta; Hymenoptera; Braconidae
Exons: 3
Coding region: 1-2334 (777 amino acids)
Source: RefSeq, a predicted model, not a curated record
AUGUUCUCGAAUCAACAACUUCGAGAAAACACUAGACUUCCUGUCCCCAACAUCUCAUCUCUGGUCCCGGAUCGACAUCUUGAUUAUCAAAGCAUCAAGGUACCAGCUAAUUUACAACUGGCAGAUCCUGAAUUCUAUCGCCCUGGAAGCAUCGACAUGCUCCUGGGCUGUGGGACAACACUUUCAAUGCUUGGCACAUCGAAGAAACGACUAUUAACCAACGAUCAGCCAGAUUUAUAUUUGAUGCAGUCGGUACUCGGUUGGAUUAUCGGUGGAGGGGUUCCUGCUACACAAUCUCCAUCUCCACUCUCAUGUCAUCUCACGAACGCUGAACACGUGGAAUUCGAUCUAGCUAAAUUCUGCGAAGUCGAAGAGGCCGUAUCAGAACCCAGGAACAUCGAGAAUGAAUGUGAGCAACAUUUUUCCUCUAAUUUCUCACGAGACCCCACUGGAAGAUACAUCGUGGCGCUUCCGUUCAACGAGAAAAUUAGCAAGCUUGGAGAAUCUCGCUCCCGAGCUUAUCAUCGAUUCAAGCCCUGUGAACAAAAAUUACUCCAGAAUCCAGAGCUUAAAAAUCAAUACGACUCUGUGCUCCAAGAAUACCUUAACCUUGGACAUAUGACUGAAAUAAAUACCCAUGACAUCUCUCAUCCGGGUUAUUAUCUUCCUCAUCACGCAGUCUUCAAGAAAGGAAGUUUGACAACAAAGCUCAUAGUAGUUUUCGAUGAAUCAGCCAAAACCAGCACUGGCCUCUCACUCAACGAGACUCUACAUGUUGGUCCCACCAUCCAAGACGACAUCCUAUCCCUCCUCUUGAGAUUCCGGUUGCAUCAAUACGUGCCAACAGCGGAUAUACAGAAAAUGUAUCGUCAAGUACGUGUGAAACCAGAGGAUCUACGAACGUAUGAAUUGAACACUGUUACCUUUGGGCUAUGUGCUGCGCCAUACCUCGCAAUACAAUGUCUCCACCAACUAGCUACUGAUGAGAGGAACCAAUUUCCAAUGGCUGCAGAGAUUCUCAAACGUGACAUGUACGUCGAUGAUCUCUUGACAAGAGCUCAGACUCGAGAAGAAGCUCUUGCCAUCCGUGAUCAAGUGACACAGCUGGUACAACGGGGAGGUUUCAAUCUACGUCAAUGGGCUUCCAACGAUCCCACGUUGCUACAGGACCUAGCACCAGAUGACAUCAACCGUCAUCUGCUCAUCACAGAUUCUCCGGCAUUGAAAACCUUGGGAUUAUCGUGGAAUUCUUCAAACGAUCACAUUGAAUACAAGGUGAAAUCAGUCGAGGCAAAUGCUCCAUUAACAAAACGCAUCGUUAUGUCUGAAACUGCCAAGAUAUUCGAUCCCUUGGGGUUAUUGGCUCCAGUCAUCAUCAUCGCCAAGACAUUCAUCCAACGACUAUGGAAAUUGCAGUUGCAUUGGGACUCUCCACUGUCAAAUGACAUCCAGAAGGAGUGGACGGAACUCUACCAGCAAUUACCACUGCUCCAAUCUCUCCAGUUUCCACAUAAGGCUCUCUCUCAACACGCCGAAAGAGUCGAACUUCAUGGGUUCUGCGAUGCCAGCAACCUAGCAUAUGGUGCUUGUAUAUACCUCAGAUCCAUCAGCAACAGUAGAGACACACAAGUUUCCCUACUGUGCGCAAAAUCACGCGUUGCUCCAGUGACAACCAAGCCUUUUUCACCUCGGCUAGAGAUAUGUGGAGCAUUAUUACUUGCAAAACUGAUGACAAAUGUUCGCUCCAUCAUCCACAUUCAAGCUCAUCGAGUGCAGAAAACAAACAUCGAUGACUGGAAACACGUCAGAACUCACGAGAAUCCUGCUGAUCUAGUCUCUCGAGGGCAAACCCCUGAGGAAUUCAUCAAACCUUCAUUGUGGAAGGAAGGUCCAGCAUGGCUACAUCAAGAUGAGGAUCAUUGGCCAGCUCUGGAGCACCACUUUCCAUCCACUCCUCCAGAGCUAAGGAAACAACAGCCCACUCCUCCAGCUGAAACAUGUUUUGUGACGAUCAUGGAUCAACGCAGGAGCAAUGUGCUCACUUGGUAUUCAUCAUUGACCAAGCUGCAGCGCGUAAUUGCCUACUGCCGCCGUUUCCUGUCUCGCAACAAGGGUCCAAUCUCAGUGGAUGAAAUGGACGCUGCCCUUCAAGGAAUCGUGUACUGGAUGCAACGUGAAGCCUUUGCCCCAGCUAUCACACUGCUUCUGAAGAAAGUUCCUGAUCAAAAGGCAUCAGCUUUAGUACCAUUAGCUAAACUCAAUCCUUUUUUGGACCAACGGGGAGUCAUUCGUGUUGGUGGUCGCUUGAGAAAUUCCAAAAUACCAUAUUCUUAA